UUGUUGUAUAACUUGUAGAUGAAAGUGACUUAUUUGUUAGCUUCUAUUUGUCUUCUCUUCAUUCAUUUCUUUCCCUCCAUUUGCUGCCUAGUGUAAAGUUUUUGUUGGUUUUAUGUAGGAAAGUCCUAUUCCCUUUUAUUUGUAUCAAAGAAAAUUAGAGAUUCUUUGUGUGUUUUGUUUGAUUUAUGGGAGGGAUUUUGAUAGAACAUUAAAAAAUGCUACUUUCUUUUUCACAGCUAUGUUGUAAGGUUUUAGUCAAAUUGUGUUUCUUGAUUAUGUAUUUGGUGGAUUUUAUGUGUUUUUCUUGUUUGGUUCACGGAGUCUGGAACAUUAAAAAAGUUGAAAGGUGAUCUGAUAUACUAAUCUGAGAGAAGAUGGCUAUGUCACUCGAGGACCUCCUCGCGAAGGAAGGAUUCAAUAAGAAGAUAUCAAAAACGACGCCUAGAGCUUCAUCUGAUAUUCGAUGCCAUGACUUGAAAAGUAAGCACAAAAUAGGCUCUUACGAUAUAUCAUCAAACGUUAAGAGAAUAAGCAUUAGUUCUUUUGAUGAGUUUUUAUCUGCUGAGGGUUCUCAAAACAAUGAGAUAGUUGAGGUCGAAGAGAGAAAUGAUUCGAGAUACAACCGUAUAUACUCAAAUCGAACUUACAGAAAUGAGAGCAGCAGUGCUGAGGAAAACACAGAAAAAUGUCUCGAUAAAUCUAGUAAAGUUGGUUAUCAGAAACAUAUGGAACGACUCGAGACCUCAAACAGCAGAUCAACUAGAAGUUCAGUAACCAGCAAAAGUACCGAUGAAACUACGAGCCUAAGGAAAUGUGAGAUUGAGCACACCAGAGCUAUUCCUGCUCUUGAUGAACUUGCUAUUCAGGCUGUAAUCUCUAUCUUGAGCGGGCAUAUAAAACGUUUUCUCGUAGAUGAGGAUUUCAGGACAUCACUUCGUCACAAUAGCUUUGCGUCGUUAAAUUUUAUUGGAUUUGAAGAAGGUUUGAAUACUGAAAGCAAGAUCAUAGCCACUCUUGAACAAGCUAUAGAAACAGCAGAAAGAGCUGCAGAGGAUUUUGCAAGUGAGAAAGAGCUUAAGAAAGCCUCAUUGCAGCUUAGUGUAAUCACAGGGUUGAAUUCAGAUGGUAAAUUUACGUCUGGAAUUCCCAAUUCUAAAUUGGCAGCUUGUGCACAUUUGUAUCUCAGUGUCAUAUAUAAGAUACAGAACAAGGACCGUAUCGCUGCAAAACAUCUCCUUCAAGUUUUCUGCGAUUCGCCCUUUCAAGCAAGGACUAGUUUGUUGCCUGAUUUGUGGAAUCGUGUGUUUCUUCCUCAUCUUUCACAUUUGAAGGUGUGGCAUGAUUCAGAAGCUAAUUUUCUUCGUGAUCUACGUAACAAGUCAAGGAAACUGAACCUGCUUGACAAAUUGUACACUGAAAAUCUGGACAAAGGUACUUAUCUGUUUGCAGUUUACUACAAGGAUUGGCUAACCGAAGGGGCUGAGAUUCCGUUAGUUCCUUCUAUUCAAAUUCCUUCAAAAUCUGUUUCGCGUCAAGGUUCCUUUAGCAACUUAAAUAGUAGUGUUGGCGGUUUUUCACCUCAGCCUGUUGUCAGCAAAAAGUUGUAUGAUGAAGUAUUCCGUCGAUCACAUAUACUAGGAGCUGAAUCAGAAGAAAGUUAUGAAAUUAGUGUGAGGAAUCCUGCUACGUUGACGUACUCAGCUGAAGUGAUUAAGUGAAAUAGAUCGAGAUGCUGAGCCUGGUGCGACCGUUGAUUCAGUAAGUGUUGAAUACAUAACUUCAAAGAACUUGGAUCAAUAUGUCACUACAACAAAAAUGACCAUUUUAAUUCUUAAUUGUCGCUGAAUAUGUAUUCUUAGUGCCAAUUGUCACUCUUUGCAUAUGUCCCUAAAGUCUUUAGAGACAUUGGUUCUAAUGGCACUUAGCUAAUGCCGGUAAAGACUUUAGCACUCUUUAUUAGUAUCAGUAUUCAAUGUCGCUAAAAGUUGUUUUUGUUGUAGUGUGUGUAAAUUGUUGGUUAAAAUCCUGGCUAAGUUUCUGCAA
Messenger RNA from Solanum pennellii, 2043 nucleotides. Its product is annotated as putative E3 ubiquitin-protein ligase LIN-2. Lineage: Eukaryota; Viridiplantae; Streptophyta; Magnoliopsida; Solanales; Solanaceae. Bases 375 to 1718 code for a protein of 447 amino acids. The record is from RefSeq and is a predicted model, not a curated record. The transcript is spliced from 2 exons.